Condylostylus longicornis is the source of this 8751-nucleotide messenger RNA. Its product is annotated as protein dopey-1 homolog. The transcript has 14 exons. Bases 208 to 8463 code for a protein of 2751 amino acids. Lineage: Eukaryota; Metazoa; Arthropoda; Insecta; Diptera; Dolichopodidae. Gene Ontology annotation, biological process: Golgi to endosome transport. Gene Ontology annotation, cellular component: endosome; trans-Golgi network. The record is from RefSeq and is a predicted model, not a curated record.
UAAAAAAAAAUAAAACCGUAAAACUGCGAAUUAUUUCGCUAACAAAAUAAAAUAAAAUGUUUAAAAUUCAACAAAAAUAUUGUUUCUUAAUUGGAAACUGAAAAAAAAAAAAGAGCGUUUAAAAAUCAACAAAUAAUAAAUGAGAAUUUUUAUAAUAUUUAUAAGUAAAUUUAAAUUAAAUACAAUAAAAAAAUAAAAUAAAAAAAAAUGGAAUCAGCUGAUGCCUUAGUUGAAGAAAAAAAACUUAUGAAUGAAACAAAAUAUAGAAAUUAUAUGUCAAAUAUUGACAAAGCAUUAAAAAAUUUUGAAUAUUCAAGUGAAUGGGCAGAUCUAAUAUCAGCUCUCGGUAAAUUAAGUAAGGCAAUUUCCAGUUAUACACAAUAUCAAAUAAUUCCACGGCGAAUAAAAAUAUCAAAAAGAUUAGCACAAUGUAUGCAUCCAGCAUUACCAUCUGGUGUUCAUUUGAAGGCACUUGAAACAUAUGAUGUUAUAUUUAGUAAAACAGGUUCAGAAAGGUUAGCAACAGAACUUUUCAUAUAUAGUGCGGGUCUUUUUCCAUUACUCGGAUAUGCUGCUAUGAAUGUACGUCCAACAUUAUUAGAAAUCUAUGAAAAAUAUUUUGUACCAUUAGGUGAAAAAUUAAGACCAGCGCUUAGUGGUUUUUUAAGUGGCGUAUUACCAGGUUAUGAAAGUGGAUUAGAUCAUUUUGAAAGAACAAAUUCAUUAUUAAUGAAAGUAUGUACAGCAGUAAAUCCAAUAUAUUUUUAUACAGUUGUAUGGGAAUGUGUUGCAACAAAUGCAUCGAUCAGAUUACCUGCGAUAUCAUAUUUAGUUGAACAUUUUAAUAAACGUACUGGUAUGCAAGAACAAAUUUAUAUAAUGGGACAUAAUCAUGAUGUUAUGAUGGCUGGUUUAUGUGCAUGUUUAAAUGAUGCUGUUAUACUAGUACAGAGAAAUACAUUAGAAUUUUUAUUAUUAGGAUUUCCGAUGCAUACAAUAUAUUUAGCUGAAAAUGAUUUAAUUAAAUUAGUAACAAAUGGUUUAUAUACUAUAUUGAGAAGGGAUAUGUCAUUAAAUAGAAGAUUAUAUGCUUGGUUAUUAGGUACUGAAGUUGCUAAAAAUAAUUCAUAUUAUGUUGAUGGUGAAGAGAAUCAUAGUGGAACUGGUGUAGAUGCUGAAACUGAAGAAUCAUAUUUUGAAAAACAUUCCAAACAAAUAUUAAUUAAAUCAUUAGUUUGUACAUUUAAAUAUAGUCUUGAAUAUACACCAGUCGAUUUGAAACCAUAUAAAAUAAUGGUUUCAUUAUUGGAUAAAGCAGAAAUUGGUCCUCCAGUAUUGGAUUAUGUUUUAUGUGAUGUAAUAAGAACGAUGUCAUUAUGUAAUGGAAAUUAUGAAGUUGGUAAAUCAGCAAAUUUAUUAUUUGCAACAUUUGAUCCAGCCUAUAUUUGGAAUUUUAUGACAGUGCAAUUUGAAAAAUCGUGUAAACGAAGCAAAGAUGAUUCAAAUUUAUCAAAGAAUUUACGUAAUAUUAUGCAAGAACAAAAUACAAAAUUUAAAUCAGUUGUUGGAUCGGGUGAACCAUCUAUGAUUGAAAUAUGUUACUUAACAGAGUUUUUAUUAGAAACAAUUUCACUGGAAAUGUAUAAUGAAACUACUAGAAUUUAUUUACCGAAAGUAUUUCUUUCAAUAGCUCAAUUAUUGACAAUACAUUCCGAAAAUUUAACACAUGAAGAAGUUACAACAGCAUUAAAAUUAUGCAUGAAAAUUGUUUCUAGAGUUCAACCGAUGAUUACAAGUCCUGUCAAAAAGAGUCCAAAUAAUAAGAAUUCUGAAACGGAUGAUCCAACUAGAAAUAUUAAUUCAAAUAAUACGAAUAAUGUGAGUGAAAAUGUUCAAAGUGCUAAUGCGCUUGAAAAGAGUAAAUCAGAUUCAAAAUUGAAUCAAUUCUCGCACGAUGAUGAUGAUGAUGAACCUAUUCGUAGAUCAAAUUCAAAUCAUUUUUUAGAUCGAAAAAACAACAGUCCAAAAAAAUCGAAAAAGGCGAAAUCGUAUUCAAAACUGUUAGAGUUAGAUAAAGAGAUUUGUCCUGAUACUGGUCAAUUCGUUUUACCUUCAUCUUCAUCAGAACUUGAUACACCACUCAGUAUUAAAAAACUUAAACAAAAAAAAGCAUCACCAAAAUUCAUGAAAUCUGGCAGUCCAAAAAAACAGCGACCGCAAGAUCUUAAAGUUGAUAUAACACAAAAUAUACCAGAAGAGAAAACUGAGCAAGAAAGAUCGGAAUCAGCUCCACCCAAAACGGAUACAAAUGAUAAUGUCGAUAAGGGAAAUCAAGAAGAUUCGAAAACAAACACUGCUCAGCAAACUCAACAAUGGCAACAACCAACGUCACAAGAAUAUUCAAUUUUAGAAAAGUGUAUUAGACAAUACGAAAUAUUUUACGAAAUUUACUUGUCAAGACAGAUUUUACACAUUAAUACACCAAUUAAGUCACCACUAUUUUUUAAUGCCACUUCUUGCCCCAUAACAGUAAAAGUUGAAAGUGGUGAGUCUCCACCUAAUAAUGAUAAUAUUGAAAAUAUUUUUGAAAAUGAAACGAUUUUUGAAAAUGGAAGCAUUCAAAGAACAAUCGAAAUUGAUCAACUGUUUGAGACCUUAAGAAUAAAUGUUGUUUGCAGAUCAGCUCAAUUACAUAAUUUAUUAAAUCGUUCAUUAGCAGGAGCAGUUGCUGAAUCUUCAAAUAUAAGUGAUAUGAGUGAUACUGAAUUUAAAGAUUGUGUUUCAAGUACAGAACAACUAGAUAAAAUUGAGACCAAAUUUAAAAUAUUUGAUGAUACAACAGAAAAAUGUAUUAAGAAAAUGAUGUUAUUAAGACUAAGUGAAUCGCUGAGAAAUACUAUAAAAUUAGCUUCAAAUCUUUUAGUGGAAAUGUCAACUUUCCCCAAUUGUAAAAAAAAUUUGGUUUUAGAUAAAAAUGAAAUUGAAUUACCAAGUUGGUUGAAAGUAUUAACUUUAGUGGCAUGUUAUACACAAAAUGAUAAAGAAUUGCAGCUGGCUGCCAUCACAACACUUUUUGACUUAAUAAGCUUAUUACGUUCCCAAAUCGAACACACCACAUCACCUGGAGUUACAUUUGUUGUAAUGCUUCCACUUUUAAAAUUCGGUCAUGUGAGUUACAUUGAACAUAAAACACGAAUAUUUCAAUUGAUUACAUCAAUUCUAUGGAAUUAUUUAAAUGAAAAUGGAAUCGAUCCGGCACAAAUUAGUUCUUUACUGUAUCAAUUACACAGUUGUCUGGAUUCUGGACUUGUUGAACAGGUCAUUGCUUGCAGAAUGUCAAUGAAUUCACAAAGUAAAACAACAUUAGAUAUGGAAUUAAUCAAACAAAUAUCAAAUUCAGGCAGGAAUAUGACAAUAUUAUCAAAUUACCAGCUAGAUAGGUUGGCAGAUUUGAAAACAAUGUGUGUGUCACCUUCAUCCCACGUUGACUGUUCUGAGCAAUUAAAAGAAAGCGAAUCUCAAAGUUUUAAGAAAUUUGAGUUGUUGUGGCAUUUGGGUCGUGAAAAGAAGCCAUCGAAGACUUUCGAAAAAACUCUCUUGCGACAAUUUGAUACAUUAGCACUGCCUGUUCAUGUAUCUAUUAGAACAUUCGUAACGAAAUGGCUUCAAGAAGCUUUAUUGAGAGGGGAUUUACAACGUUUGAUUAAACCUUUAAAUAGAAUUUUAUUAUCACCAAAAACAAAACGUAUAAGUAUUGUUCAUGUACAUCUUUUGAAAAAAGAAUAUGAUGAAAGUCAAUCUGAUACCAAUCUCAGUCGGGAUGUAGAAGAUGAUCCAGAUGUAAUAGUCGAUCGCGAUGUUUAUGCAAUUAGUUCGGAAUAUGGUAAUGUUAAAUAUCAUAUGGAUUCCAAUUUAAGUAAAAAACGAAGUCCGAUCAGAUCAUUACAAAAGAAAUUUUUUGGUGUUACUUUGGGUAAUAAAAACAAAACAUCAAACUUUGUAAGCGAUAAAGUUAUUUUAACUGAGAGUGAAAGUAGCAUUGGUCUAAUUAUAAAUCCUUUGGAUAAUUCUCCAGAUUUUAGUUUAGAAACUGAUGUAAAUUCAUUGAGCAGUAGUGCUCCGAAUAAAAUGGAAUCAGUUCCUGAUUCGUUAGAAAAAGUCGAUAAUUUGAAUAAUAAUAGCGGUAACAAUGAAGCAACAGAAGCGUUAAUAAUUCAGAAGGAUUAUUUUAAUUCAUCAACAGAAGAAUCAGAUGAAUCAUCAAAUGAAUCAACAAUCGACGAGUCGCGUGAAACAAGCGUCGAGAAAGAAAUAACAUCUUCAAGUGAAAAGAUAAAAAAAUUUUCUGGUGAAAUCAGUCAAACAUUAUCAAAACUUGAUCGUACGAAAAAUCGAAAAACUUAUCACUUAAAACAAGUUGGUAUUACGGCUACUGAAACAAACAAUAGCGGAGUUAUGGAAAAGUUCGAAGCGAAUUUUACUCAAGUCACCGAUGGACAACAAAUUGAUGAUACUGCUCAUACUGCUGAAGAAUAUUUUAGUUCAUCAGCUGAGACUACCGACAAUGUUGAAAGUUUUGUAAAUAAUUUGAUUGAUGAAGUGGUUGACAAUUGUGAUGAUUCCAUCAAAACUGAAUUUGAGUCUGUUAGAAACAAACCUAGUAAAUCCAAUUCAAUAGAUAGCACAAAUAAAAAACAAAACGAACCAAAUAGAUUUAUUGAUAAUAAAAAACGUGCUAGUUGCAUAUCGAAAACAUCAACUGAUAGCAAUUUCAGUGUUGGAAGUACUAGUAAUGGGCCUGAUACUGAUACAGGUCGACCUUCUGAUUCCUUUAAUUCUGCCAGUGAAAACGAGCCUGAUACGUUCGAGCAAAGUGAAAAGAGUAUUAAUAUUGAAGAUAAACGCAAAAGUCUUAGUUUGGAAACAGCUAAAAUAAAGGAUGCUUCAAAAACAAACUGGGAAUUAACCGAAAAAACUAUGGAAAAAGGAAAACAAAAUGUAGAAAUUCUGCGAAAGAGUGCAGCCUUGGAAUCCUUACAAACUAGUAGCAAGAAAGUGUUGAGGAGAAAGAUUUCAGAAGAACGCAAGAAACACUAUGAUAAAUUGCAUCCUUUCCACACACAUAUUUUGCUAUAUCACGAUGUAUACGAUACUCAACAAACAUAUUACGCUUUUCAAACUUUACGAAAUAUAAUUUCGACAGAUCCUAGAACUUUCCUUUGUUUGUCAAUUACAACAUCAAUUUCGAGUGGAACAUUAAAACAGUUAUUAAUUCGCCACAGAAAAUGUAUACUUGGAAAAGGGUUUAAUGGCAGCAUAGCCAACUCAGAAUUCAGUCAUUUAUAUCGGGGCUGCAUGUAUUUAGAAGUUCUUUUUACAAUUUGUUUAUAUUAUGCUCGCAGCUAUUUUCAUAAGGAUGCAAUUGAAGCAAAUGAUCCACCAAAUUUAGAGGACAUUAAAGGAAAUUGUAAAGUACAAUUAGAAAGUAUUGAACUUUUAACUAUGAUCUGUCAGGAAUUGGUAGAUAUAGUAAAAGGAAUGGGAAAAGGUUUGGCGUGUUAUAUAGCCGAUUUAAUGGCAAAAUGUAAAUUACAAAAAAUUUUACUACAUUGCGUAAAUUCCUCUGUGUUGUUAUUCGGAAAUCAACAAUUAAGAAAUGCUUGCAAUACCAAUAAUAAAAUUCAAUCUCAAAUAAGUUUAUCUGAACAAAUUCUGUUAUAUAAUUACCCUCGUGAUGAAAAUUUGCACGCAGAAUCUUUUCAAAUUCAGCUUUUGCGUUUACUUAUGGCUGUGAUAAAAUUAGAAUAUGAAGUAUAUACAUUAAAAAAUGAGGAAAAACUCGAUAAUGCUGCCAAUGGAACCAAUAAUAACACCACAAAUUCAGGAAGUAAUUUAAAUAAUGGUGGCUCAAACUCACCAACUAAAAUGACAUCUAAUACAGCUGUAAAUGUAAAAUACUUACCAAAUUCAUUAAUUAGUCAACAACCCAUGUUUCUGUCAGCAGUGUUGAGCGCUUUACAAUCGGAACAAUUGAGACAUUUACAUAGAAAUUGGAAUGAUUUAGUUACAUCGUCGUUAAACUGUUUUAGUUUCGGUUCUUUAACAAAUAUUGUAAUAAGUGUGGUUCAUCAACUCUGUAAUAAUUUAGAUAGAAUUUCGAAAUUAAAUAUUAAACAACAAUGUAAUUUUCCACCUGAUUAUAUCGUCUCGCAGUUGGAAGCAAUAACAAUAUUAUGUCAUUAUUGUCUAUUAGACAAUACGCAACAAACAACGUUAUCACACUUGUUUAACCAAGCUUAUCCACAAACAAGUUCUGCAGUUCAAAGUUCUAAUACUGGACAAUUGCUAAACAACAUUGUUCACAGUUUUUUGUCAUCACAAAAUAGUAGCGAUAGUCAACAUACGAGAAAUAUACAACAUCUUUCCGCUAGGAACGCUGUUUUAAGUCAUUUAUCGAAAAUUGUAGCUACUGUUGCAGCGAUUUGGGAUAGCGAACUAGGUCAAAUACGUCAGGUUAAACAACAAUUGAUGGAAUUUCUUAGUCCUGUCUCUUUACAUCACGGAACAAAUUUCUUAGCAGCAGUUGCUGUUACAUGGCAAGAGAGAGGUGAAAUUUAUAAGUAUGAUAAUGAGAAACGGAAUCAGGGUAGAAAAAUAUCGAUAAGCGAACAAUACCUAAAAAAUUCCACUCCACAAGCCAGUCAAGAUCAAUUGAGCCUCGUUAAAUUAGUUUCCAGUAUUAGAGUAAUGCCUAUGGAUUCAUUUGUAUCCACCUUACAUCAAGUAGUAAAAUCGCCACCCCCUAUUCAUCGACCACCCGUCGGAUUAACAUUAGAAGUUAGUGCACUUGAAUUAUUUUAUUUUUAUUUGAAAUCCGCACCUGCACCACAACUUGGUGAUUCUUGGACAUCUCUACUUGCAUUAUUAAGAGAUGGUAUAAAUUUGUCUCCGCCCGCACAAUUUGUAUUAUUAAUGCUAUUAAAUGAAUUUGUGCAACGAUGUCCUCAAAUGCCAUUCCAGGAUAAAAAGGAUAUUCGUGAUUUACAUGAUGUUACUUCACGUCUAAUUGAAGCCCUCUCAAAUGUAGCUGCCGCAGGUUUAGAACAAACAACAUGGUUACGAAGAAAUUUAGCAGUGAAAGAAGAUAUUUCACCAGUUACCCCCGAUGGUAAUGUUAAAGAUGUUACUGGAAAUCAACAAUAUUAUGUACAGGCUCAAUCAGUGCUCGCAGCCACAUUAGCCAAUUUAUUAGAUGUUGCAUAUGGAUCACAAGAAAAGGACAAAGUAGUUAACGUUAUAAUAGCUUUAAUGUAUAAUAUAACACCAUAUUUAAAAAAUCAUACAACAAGAAAUAUUCCAUCAUUUUAUGCCUGUUCAAGUUUACUUGCUAGUCUAAGUGGUUAUCAAUAUACGCGAAAAGCAUGGCGAAAAGAUAUGUUUGAUUUACUUUUAGACAACGCUUUCUUUCAAAUGGAUCACAGUUGUUUACCAUUUUGGAAGCAAAUCAUGGAUAGUUUAAUGACAUAUGAUAAUACAACGUUUCGCGAAUUAAUGAGUCGCAUGUCAUUAACUCAAUCAAGUAAUUUAAAUAUUUUUUCGUCAAAGGAACAAGAGUAUGAACAAAGAGCAUUACUUUUAAAAAGAUUAGCUUUUGUAAUAUUCUGUAGUGAAUUAGAUCAAUAUCAUAAGUAUAUGCCUGAAAUUCAAGAACAACUCGUUAACAGUUUACGACUGCCAUCUGUAGUUCCAGCUAUACAAGCUGCUGUAUUUUUAUGUUUUAGAGUUUUAUUACUUAGAAUGUCUCCUGAUAAUGUUACAUCAUUAUGGCCAAUAAUUAUUGCCGAAAUGGUUCAAGUCUUUUUAACUAUUGAACAAGAGUUAAAAUUGGAAAGUGAUGAGAUUAGUCAACAAAUGCGACUUCUAUCUGGAAUGGAUGUACCUUGGGCGGUUAAUGCAGGAAAUGGUUUAACUUCACAAACUCAUUUAAUUCAUUGGAGAGCUGUUCAGUUGGAAGCUUCAAAAUUAUUAGAACUUGGAUGUAUAUUACCAGCCACAAAUUUACCACAUUUUCAAAUGUAUAGAUGGGCAUUUGUGGGAACAGAAUUCGAUGCACCAGAAAAGAAAAUUCCUAUACCAAAUGGUAAUGUAGAUGAAACUCAAUUAUUUGCUGGAAUAUAUGUACCACAUGUAAGAAGGAUAGCUCGAUUAAUGGAUAUGAAAUAUACUGUACAUUCACCAAAAACUGAAUUCAAGCGUGGAAAUCAUUUAGUAUUAACAUGUCAACAAAUUACAAGUUUACAAGAUUUAUAUGGUUUCUUUUUAACAUUAAGUGUUACUUGCCAAACACAACAUAAUUUUGCUGAUACCAGUAAAGAAGUUUCAAGUUGUUUAAAUGAAAUUGAAGAAGUUUUAUCAAAAGAUUUCCUUGAAAAAAUGCCAACAAGUACAAUAACGCCGAGAUGAAACCCAAUUAUAUUAACAAAUUCUAUAAUAAAUAAUAAGAAUCUUUAUAAUUUCACAAAUAAUUCAAUGAAAUUUAAUUCAAAUAAUUCGCCGUUUUUUGUGUAAAAAAAAAAAAAAGUAAUCAGCUAUUUUAAUUAUAAAACAAAAAAAAAAAAAACUGUUUUUAUAUGUAAAAAUUAAUUAUAAAACAAAAAAAAAAAAUAUUGUCUAUAUUGUAAUCUUUAAAUCAUAAAUUAAAAUUUCGAUUGAUUUUACAACAUCAAAAAUAGAAAUUCGUGUGUAUACAAA